Messenger RNA from Hypomesus transpacificus, 2325 nucleotides. RefSeq names its product transglutaminase 8 (gene tgm8). The record is from RefSeq and is a predicted model, not a curated record. The transcript has 13 exons. Gene Ontology annotation, biological process: peptide cross-linking. Lineage: Eukaryota; Metazoa; Chordata; Actinopteri; Osmeriformes; Osmeridae. Bases 79 to 2310 code for a protein of 743 amino acids. Gene Ontology annotation, molecular function: protein-glutamine gamma-glutamyltransferase activity.
CCCUGCAGCUGGAGAGAGAACAGCGAGACCAGCCUACUGUCCUCCUGUUAAGAGACACGCAGCUUUGAGACUACUGACAUGGAUCUGGUUGUGAAUAAAGUGGACCUCCACUGUGAGGCCAAUAACUCCGCCCACCGGACCAAUGACAUCAGCAAGCAGCGCCUGAUCGUGCGGAGGGGGCAGUCCUUCCUGUUGACCCUCAGGCUGCCCCGCCCCUUCAACCCUGCCUCCGACACGCUCCUGAUCACCGCGGAGACGGGCCUCCAGGCUUCAGAGUCUCUCGGCACCCGGUCAGUGUUUAGUUUCCCCAACAGCAAAACGGGGAAAGCGGCGUGGGGGGCCGAGCUCGACCCGAACUCAGUGCUGUUGGCAGGAAGUGUGACCCUGGCCGUGACCCCUCCAGCGGACGCCCCCGUGGGUCAGUACUCCCUGUUUGUGAAGACCAAGGAGGGGGAGCCGAACGGGGCCAGCGUGGGAAGCCUGCUGAUGCUGUUCAACCCCUGGUGUAAAGAUGACUGGGUCUACCUGGGUGUGGAGGAAGAGAGGCAGGAGUAUGUUAUGAAAGAGCAGAGCAUCAUCUAUCGUGGUUCAGAGAACUACAUCAGCAGCCUGGGCUGGGACUUAGGACAGUUUGAGGAAGACAUGGUGGAGAUCUGUCUGAAGCUGCUGGAUGUCAAUCCCAAGUGUCUGAGGGACGCUUCGCAAGACUACUCCGCCCGCUGCAACCCCAUCUACGUCAGCCGGGUGGUCAGCGCCAUGAUAAACUGCAACGAUGACCGCGGGGUGCUGAUGGGAAACUGGAGCAACUCGUUUGCCGGAGGGGUCAGCCCCACCCAAUGGAACGGCAGUGUGGACAUCCUGCGACGCUGGCGGAAGUUUGACUGCAACCCUGUCAAGUACGGGCAGUGCUGGGUGUACGCCGGCGUCAUGUGCACAGUGUUGAGAUGUCUGGGGAUCCCGUGUCGAAUCGUCACCAACUUCCAGUCGGCCCAUGACACGGAUGGCAGCCUGACAGUGGAUGAGUUCUACGGAGACUAUGGAGUCUUGGAGAAGGAGGGCAGAGACAGUGUCUGGAACUUCCAUGUGUGGGUGGAAGCCUGGAUGAAGCGUCCCGACUUGUCAGAUGACUCUGUGUACGACGGCUGGCAGGUGCUGGACCCCACCCCUCAGGAGAAGAGCAGUGGCGUGUACUGCUGUGGCCCCACCCCGGUCAAGGCCAUCCUCCUGGGCCACACCAACGUGCUGUAUGACGCCCCUUUCGUGUUCGCCGAGGUCAACGCCGACCUCGUGACGUGGCUGGUGGCGAGAGAUGGUUCCAAGAAGAGGAUCUACUCAGACACCGGCUCCGUGGGACAGAACAUCAGCACCAAGAGCGUGGGCAGUGACAAGAGACAGAACAUCACUGACAACUACAAAUACAGAGAGGGCAGCAAGGACGAGAGAGACUCUUUCAAUCGGGCUGUGAGCGGCGGCCUCAAGCUCAAGAAGGAGGACAAGGAGGCGGGCGAACCUACCGAGACACCCGCAGGAACGCCCAACGCACCCACCACCAGACCCACCCCCGCACUCACCACCGGAAACACCAUCUCAAACACCAAUGGAACGUCUAACGGGUCCGUGGCUCCGGGCGCCGUGGAGAUGAAGGUCUUGGUGGAGGACAAGCCCCUGAGCGGGGCCGACAUCAGGCUGAAGCUGGUGGUGCGGAGCCUGUCUGGCGCCCCCUGCAGUCUGCUGCUGCACAUCAACGUCCAGGCCAUGAAGUACACCGGCACCCCCGCCUCUCAGGUGCAGACGGAGGAGAAGCAGCUCCAGCUGGCCCCUGGGCAAGAGCUAACUGUUCCCAUCCUGAUCCCGUUUUCCGUGUACGGAGAACACAUGUUGGAGAACAACAGUCUGAUGGUGUCGGCCUUGGCUACGGACCAGAAGAACCCAAAGAACGUUUACCUGACGGAGAUGAAGAUCAUUCCGAAAGACCCAAUCCUCACCAUCACUAGCGUGGGCCCAGCACAGCAGUACCGUGAGCUGAUGGCAGAGGUGGUGUUCAUGAACCCCCUGGAUGAAGCUCUGACAGACUGCACCAUCACGGUGACAGGCAGCGGAGUUCUGGAGAGCUCUUUGGAGGCCAGGUUGGCCUUGUUGCUCCCAGGUCACCGUGUCCGCGUGCAGGUGCCCCUGAAGCCGUACAGGUCGGGGCAGAAGAAGCUGGUGGCUAACUUCAACUGCAACUCCUUCAGGAACAUCAAGGCUAGCUGCAACGUCAACGUAGCUCCUUACAAUCACUUCGGCUACAGCUUUGGCCGCCUUGCCUGAGACUGGCCUCACCCC